This is a messenger RNA of Aspergillus alliaceus, 2556 nucleotides long. RefSeq names its product transcription factor IIF subunit TFG1. Gene Ontology annotation, cellular component: transcription factor TFIIF complex; nucleus. The transcript has 4 exons. Gene Ontology annotation, biological process: transcription initiation at RNA polymerase II promoter; positive regulation of transcription elongation by RNA polymerase II. Bases 174 to 2312 code for a protein of 712 amino acids. Gene Ontology annotation, molecular function: TFIIF-class transcription factor complex binding; DNA binding; RNA polymerase II general transcription initiation factor activity. NCBI's taxonomy places the organism in Eukaryota, Fungi, Ascomycota, Eurotiomycetes, Eurotiales, Aspergillaceae. The record is from RefSeq and is a predicted model, not a curated record.
UCCACUGCUCCUCAUACAUGCAUUGAUCAGCAUUUGCCAUCCUAGUUCUUUUUCCUUCAGCUAAUCGGCAGGCCUAUCUAUCUCCUUUAUCUGUUUUAUUUGCACCGCUGAAGCAGGUUUAAGUCCUAGGUAAAUGUCCCUUAUAGGGAGCUUUAUGCGUCUCAGAGCAUAACAUGGCGACACCUACGAAUGACUCGAACGGGCGGACUCCGACAGGUUCAAAUGGACCACCACUUAUGAGAAUUCGCCGCCCCAAAGCAGCAGAUCCUUUAGUAAGACCGAAAAGAAGACCUGCUGUCAAGCCAGCUGUUCCUGUGUCGGGAAAUGGACCAGCCUCGAAAGCGGUUGCUUCGCGGCCAGUCACCUCUGACCCAUUAUCUGCACCUCACACCGAAAGAGGGAAGCCGGCGUCUGACUUUUCUGCAAAUGGGUUUAGCGGGCCCUUGUUAUCGGAGACAUAUAUGGACUAUCCCCUAGUGACGACAAAGCGCGCAUUGCGGGAGGGCCUGAAACAUCACAUCGCUAGAUUCGCAUCAAAGAAGACCAUCGACCCCCGUGAUGAAUCUCAGUUCACCAGACCUGUCAGGCUUCAACGUCGCGAUCCUCGGGCCCGACCACAUGAAAUGUCCUCUGAAAAGGGCCAGGGUAUGCAAAAAACCGCAUCCGAGUCUAGUCAUCAGAUGGAUGAGGUUGAACGUGAGGAAUUAGAGGCGAGAAAAGCGGCGCGUGAGAAGGAACGUGCAGAAAAUAUGGCCCAGAUAGCUCCCUCUAUUGGGUCCGCCCCGAAGAGAGCGAACGUGCCCAAGCAAAAGACCCAGCAGGUGUCCAAAACAGAUAUGACGCCUGAGGAAAUGGCGAAGACGCGAAUAAAGUACGAAGAAGCUUUGCCGUGGCAUCUAGAGGAUUUUGACAACAAAAACAUCUGGGUUGGGAAUUAUGAAGCUGCUUUGUCCGAAACACACGCGGUAUUCGUUCUUGAAACUACGGGGAAAAUGAGGAUGAUCCCUGUAGAGAAGUGGUAUAGAUUCAGCGCCAAAAACCAGUUCAAAGCUUUGACUAUUGAAGAGGCGGAGAAAUUCAUGGCAAAGAAAGUUAAAGAUCCGCGGUGGUUUAUGGAAAAGCAGCAAGAAUUAGCCCAACGAAAGGAAUUGGAGCAGUUUGCUAAACAACGGAAGGUUUAUGCUGGUAAACAAGGAACUCCGUCUGGAGUUGAGGGGCUGGAAGCCGAUGAAAUGGACUUCGAAGAAGAUCGAUUUGCCGACGAUGAAGAGCACGAUGAACUUUUCAACGAAGACGAGGAAGCAAAAGCAGCCGAGAAGAGAAUAAAGCAAGAUCAAUUGAAAGCCAACGUCUUCGAUUUGAAACGCGAGAGGGACUAUGAGGAAGAGGAAUUGAGAGAAAAGAAGGAAAAAGAGGCUCGCCGGGUGCUCGGUAAAAAGGUCCGAAAAGCACUGCAGAAGCGAGAGAAGAACUAUGACUAUAGCAGUGGUUCUGACGUUAACCCUUAUUCAGACGAUGAGAGCUCUGAUGAUAGCGAAGCUGAAAGGUUGAAGGAAGAAGAACGGAAAGCCGAAGAGGAAAAGAAUAAGAAAGACACAACGACAUCAUCUAAGGGCAACAAUACGCCUUCUGGCCGGCCAAAGCACACUGAUCCCCUUAAAAAAGGCACGGCAACCGGCCCACGGAAACGGCUGGGGUCUCCUAAUGUAUCGGAUGCGAGUGGGACAGAUACUUCUCGCAAAAAGGGCAAAAGCAAGCACCCAUCGACUCAGCCCACACCUCAGCCGAGCUCGCGCAAUAUGUCUCCAGCAGCAGCAUUGCCAAUGCCACUUGGCAAGAAACGUGUUCGAAAUGUACCUCCUGGUGGUGCAGGUUCCUGUAGCGAUGCCGAUGGCGGCGCAGGUUCCGGCGGAGAGAUGAGCGAAGGUGGUAAGACUAAAAAGCUCAAGCUUAAUCCCCCUUCAGCGGCCUCUCAAAGUGGGACUCCGCAGGGAUCUAGGGCAGGAAGCCCUACGCCCCUGGCUGGGAGAAGCUUCUCGGGAAGUCGUGCCAGCAGCCCCGAGUCAUUCAGAGGGCAAACUCGUGUUUCCACCCCUGGACCUACUGGAAGUCAAAGCUUUCCUACGCCCGCGGAGAUCCAUGCGGCUAUCCCUUCGUCGGGCAUACUUAGUAGUGACUUGCUCAGAAUAUUCCGCCCUCGUAUUGGUGAGUCCAAGGAGAAUCAUCGGAGAUUUAUCGCGAUUGUCAAAGAUGUUGGAGUUUAUGGGAAAGAAGAUCGGUUAUUGAGACCCGGUACGCUGAAAGAGAACUGAUUGGUGGGAUAGUUUGGGAACGUUUGAGUAUAGGCUUGUCUCUAUUUCUAAUACAGAGCAGCUUGCUGAAAGUGAACCAUUACGCUACUGUAAGCACAGCGUUUGGUCAUAUGUUCAUGGUAAUAGAAUAUUUAUUGAGGCCUUGCUAUGAAUAGAUUGAACAGGACUUCGGCAGAACAGUAGAAUUGGAGAUAGACAUCUAAACACCCAACGCUAAGCAGAAAUAUCUUUAGAAGAGAGAAAG